CAUCUGUUUAAGUUCCUAUUUUGAGUUGCAGGAUCAUGCUGAUAAUUUUUUCAUGAAAAAUGAAUAUAACUCGCCUACAUUAAAACUUUUUACUGCUUUACUAAUUUAUCCAUGCUUUUGAACUGAAUUUCAAACAUGCAUAAUUAAAUUAUGGCUCCAUCUUACUGACAUUCUUCUGAUCUAUGAGGUACAGAGGUUGGAAAUGAGAUAUGACUAGGAGUGUCAAAACUUGAUAAAAUAUGUUGCUGGAGAAAAUGUGCUGUCGUUUUUUGGGCUCUACAAGGCAAUGUCUUGUAAGCAUCAAAAGUGCACCUAUAAAAACACAGUGUUUAAGGCAAUGCAGUUCAUUUUGUACAAUGAAGACAUUCAACAAGUUGCCCACAUUACUCAGAAGUAGAGUGACCAUUAUUUGUGAUAGGACAAUUUAUACAACAGGUCUGCGAUUAUCAGGAUCAGUUAGAUUCACUAAUCAGUCCAGCAGUGUAAGGAAAAAGAGAAGGCUGGGUUCACAGAGUGGAGUUGAAUUACAAGUCACAGCUUACCAGAUAUCAAAAGAGGACUUUGAUUUUGAGUUGUUGGAGAGUUUUUUAGAAAAACAAAAUCUGUACAAGGUCACAGAUCUACCACCAGAUAUGGUAGAUGUUAUGCAUUGUACACCUGUUUAUCCAGUGCAAGAGCACCAGAAAGAAAUAUUUUUCACAAAGCAGGGAUCUGUGGUUUUCUGGGAUGUGCCUGAAACAGAGAGACAUGAAGUUAUUCAGUUUGUGAAAGAACUAGAUCCAGAGAGUACAUUUGAUGAUAAAUUCAUUGAGGAUGAAUCAGAGAGCAUGAUGGUUACAUUAAGUGAUAAGGAAUCAAGUAUCCUGGACAGCAACACCAUAAACAUGAACAAGACUCUGUACAAUAAACAAAAGGGACAACUCCAGAAGUAUGCCUGCACUAAUGCUUUGAUGCAGUCAUUACACUUAUCGGCAAUGGAGAAGCAACUGGAAGAUUUUAUUGAUGAUACAGAACACUUAUCAAUGGACUUGAAGGCUGGCAACCCUAUUAGAAUCAAAGCAAGAGAAGUUCAGCAACAUCUAGGGAAAUUAUUUGAAUUUAGGAAGAAUUUGAACCUGUGCUCUGAUCUCUUAGAUACACCUGAUUUUUACUGGGACAGAGCAGAACUGGAAAAGCUGUACUUAGAUCUGUGUAAAAUAAUGCAGACCAAAUACAGAACAAAGGUGAUGAAUGAGAAGAUAAAUUACUGCUGUGAGUUGAUGGAGUUGUUAAAUAAUAAGUUUACUGAUGCUCGCCAUACCAAACUAGAAUGGAUGAUCAUUGUUCUCAUCAUGAUUGAGGUUGUGUUUGAGUGUUUCCACCUCUACAGGAAUGACUACGAUUGGUUUGUUGGGAAAGCAGAUCCUAAAGAGUCGGCAGAGAUGGGGGACAAUUAAUUCAUGCUAUUGCUUGCUGGACCAAGGAUAAUUAUCAACAUCAAUUUAAACUUUAAAAUCUCAGAUUGUGUAAAAAACAGAUAUGUGUACUUGUGUUACUGUCAUCAUUCACUGACAUGUCAUGAUGUGUAUCAUACAAUUAUGACAGUCAUGUUCUUGUUAUGAAAAUUCCAAGACAGUUCUUUUCUUCCAGGGCUAAUAUUUUUUUUUUAAACCUUGAAAAGGUUGUCACAUUGAACUAGUGUUCAUAUCCCAAAUUUAUUACAGAUACCGGUUUGCAAGCGAAUAAAUGAUAUUUGUUCUCAA
This is a messenger RNA of Saccostrea cuccullata (small rock oyster), 1742 nucleotides long. Its product is annotated as required for meiotic nuclear division protein 1 homolog. Gene Ontology annotation, biological process: positive regulation of mitochondrial translation. The record is from RefSeq and is a predicted model, not a curated record. The coding region runs from base 240 to 1436 and encodes 398 amino acids. The transcript has 12 exons. NCBI's taxonomy places the organism in Eukaryota, Metazoa, Mollusca, Bivalvia, Ostreida, Ostreidae.